Messenger RNA from Psammomys obesus (fat sand rat), 3564 nucleotides. RefSeq names its product shugoshin 2 (gene Sgo2). The coding region runs from base 1 to 3426 and encodes 1141 amino acids. The record is from RefSeq and is a predicted model, not a curated record. NCBI's taxonomy places the organism in Eukaryota, Metazoa, Chordata, Mammalia, Rodentia, Muridae. Gene Ontology annotation, cellular component: chromosome, centromeric region. The transcript has 8 exons.
AUGGAGUACCCAUUGAUGGAAGUCGACUCUGCUACCUCUGGAAUUAAGAGACGGGUGAAGAACAGAAUUUCAAAGACAAAGUUGAAUGUUUCUCUUGCUUCAAAAAUCAAAACAAAAAUAUUAAACAAUUCUUCUAUUUUCAAGAUCUCUCUAAAGCACAACAACAGAGCAUUAGCUCAGGCUCUAAGUAGAGAGAAAGAGAAUUCUCGACGAAUUACUACUGAAAAGAUGCUAUUACAGAAAGAAGUAGAGAAACUGAAUUUUGAGAAUACCUUUCUUCGCCUAAAGCUAAAUAACUUGAAUAAGAAGCUUAUAGAAAUAGAAUCAGUUGUGAAUGAUAAUUUGAUAACUGCAAUUGAAAUGAGCAGUCUUUCUAAGUUCCAUCAAAGUUCUUUUCUUCUGUCAGCUAGCAAGAGGAAAAGGAUCAGUAAGCAAUGCAAGUCUGUGCAUCUUCCAUUUGCAAGGGUUCCAUUAACUUCAGAAAAUGAUGAUGACGAUGAAUGGAAAACAAAGUGUAACAACAGAAUUGAAUCAACGACAUCACCUGAUAGUACCACUUCCGUAUCAAGACAGCUUCAACCUUUAUCCUUAUAUCAGUGUAAUUUGGAAGUAUUACUUCCUAAGGAAGAUCAUCAGAAAACAUGUGGUUCAGGUCGUUCAGAACAUACGUCUAGUGUUGAUGUACUUCCCAAAAAGAACCAUUACCACUCAGAUCAAAGUCCUAAGAGUUCUCUGAGUGAAAUGAAAACUGCCCCAUCUCCCAACUCCAGAAGUGAAAAAAUGUCACUUAAUAAUGUGACUCAGAGGAAGAAGCGUGGAUCUUCUACUGCAGACAUUUUGUGUGUGACAGACUUAGAUCACCAACAGAGUUUAAGCCUAGGAUCAAAUUGGAAUGCGGUAAAUGACUGCACUAAUGAGACCAGUAAUAAAAUGCAAAGAAAUACACAGUGUUUUCCUCACUUAACUUCUGCUGAGACUGCCAGUGACCCUAAUGCAAAGUACAUGGAGCAAGUACAGAACUCUGAUGAGUUUCAGUUGCAGAAAACUCUCUAUGAAGAUGCUGACAUGGAUUUAACUGCCAGCGAAGUAAGCAAAAUCAUUACAAUUUCAAAAAGCAAUAAAAAACAAAAUAAAAAAAAGGCACAUUGUGGAAAUGAGGCUUUCAGAAAAGUGAAAGAUCCAAGCUCUGAUAAGAAAAAAGAAAGAUCAAAGAGAAAAUGUAAAGGCAGUUCAGAAGAGGGUGCUGAGGAAAAGAUUGAAAACAGACCAGAAAGAGGUUCUGUUGUUCCAGAUGGCAGAGGGGAUUCAGAAGACCCAAACUGUAUCUCCAAUACUGAACAGCCACCUCAGGGAAACCUGCUGAAGAAAACCCUCCAGAGCAGCAUGGACCAGGAGAAUACACAAACUAAAAAAAGGAAGCAAACACACCCGACAGAUGAGCAACAGAAAACAUACCAAUUUUCCCAGGGGUCAAUCGGUUUCCUUCUUGAUAACAAAUUUGAUUUGUGUCAGAACACCCUACAUUGUAAUUUAAGUAAGCCUUCUCGGAAGACAUUUAUAAUUAAUAAGUCAGAAAAAGAUAACUUACUUCCGAACCAAAAAGUUGAAGAUGGGGUUUCUGAAAACUUAGAAGUUGCAAAUGAAUUUCAUGUAGCUGAUCUUUCCACAAAAGAUAAUGAAAAUAUAUGUGACUAUGAGACCCAGACUGUGUCGGACUUGAAAAAGUAUGUCGAUGCCCAGCAAAAUCAAUCAAAAACAAAUAAGACUAAGCAGAAAAUAAAUCGGAGGACAAGAAUAAUUUCUACAGUGAGCCAAAUACAUGAGGAUAGUGAUAAAGAAAAAGGCACCUUUCCAUUCCCAACCCAAUUGAAUGAAGAGACCACCAGUGGAAUCCUAGAAGCUUCAAAAGAAUUUGAAACACCUCUUCUUUUCACGAGAGACGAUGGAAACUUAUGUAAGACCCAGAAUGUUCUGGAUUUGCACAAGCAGGUCACUAGGAUGAUCCCUGCUCAGAAUGAUUCCCAAAUUAGCAAAAUCCCUAAACUGAAGGUGAAUCGCAAGACAGAAGUCAUUUCUGGAAUGAAUUGCUGUAGUAAUGAUGAAGGUGUUCACUGUUCAGAAAAGGAUGAGUCUUUCUUAUUACAAAAGGAUAAAGACACCCCUGGAACCUUAAAAGACUUAAGCGAGUUUGAAAUGCCUGCCCUCUGUAACAAGGACAGUGCAGAGUUGUGUGACCUUACGACUCAAACGCUCCUGGGAUUGAGAAAGCAUGACCAUGAGAUGCAACCUGCUUGUCACAAUGAUUCAAAAGUAGAUAAGAAGCGUACACAAAAGGUACAUCGAAAGACAGAAAUAAUUUCUAAAAUUAACCAAAUACAUGACAAUGAUGGAGGAAGUGUACAUGACCCGUUAAAUAAGAAGCUCGGUCAGAAGGUCAAUAUAUCAGAACUCAUUUCUCAAAUGAACGAAGUAUAUGAGAAUACUAAUGAAGAUGUGAAUGGCUCUAAACAAGAUCCUCAGGAUGUUGUUAGGAGUUGCUAUGAUGGGGAAAUCAGCAGUAAGAAGAAGGAAGAUUGUGUUCCAAUUCCAAAUCCAUGCAUACUAGUUAAAAAACAAAGAUUACCCUGUAAAGCAGAGAAAGUUUUGACAAGCAGUAAGAACAGAUGUAAUUUGCAGUUAACCGACUCUUUACAGGUGUCUGUCGCCUUGGAAUCUGGCUUAAAACACGGGACUAAUGAAGCAGAUUUUGGUCCUGGAGAACGGACUAACCUGCCAAAGAAGCAGAAACAAAGCACUGUGAAUACACUGGGAGAUGCCCUUUCUGUGGGGGUGGUAAAAGAAGGAAGCCACCCAGCCAAAGCAGUGAGCAAACUAACAUCUAAAUCAAAGAAAAGAAAGACCCUUCUAGAUCUUUCUUCAGAUACCCAUGGGGCAGUGGAGAUCACACUCAACACCGACUCCCAACAGACUGAUAAAGAAAACUAUCUGGAGAAUGAGAAAAUUACCAACAGUAAGCCAGACUUUCACACAAAGGUGUUGAAACCUGCACCUCAGAUAUGUUCAUCUAAUAUGAAGUCUUCCUUGGACAGUAAGUGUGAAAGUUCUGCACCUUUGAGUCUAUCUUCUCGUGAAAACCUCACAGUAGAAGAAAAUUCUUCCAUGGAGAGUGCAUGCAUCUUUCAAGUAAGUGAUGGCGCUCACGAAAAGAAAAAGGAAGGCACCCGCAGACGCUGCACCGGAACUCAGAAGUCAGGAGGAGGUAGCAGAACAUCCCAGGUCUUGGUGGGUACCAGUUUCGUUUCCUGUAACACUGAUAAUCCUGGGAAUGAAUCAGAAGGGCCGUCUUCACACCUGAUGAGAAGUAAAAGACAGUGUGCCCCUCUCAGCCUGAAAGAGCCAAACCUCGUAAGCAAGAUGAGAAGGUGAAAUAGAUAUGGAUCCAAGUUUUUCUGAGUUCUCAGAGCACACACACCUGGGAAAGAAACGAACUGGGACCAAGACAUAAAACAAAGGAUUCUGUUUUGGGUUUUUACAUGAAGAAGUAUUUUGUUACCCUCCUCCUCC